AUGAAGCACAAGAAGAAGCAAGGUAUAGCCUUGGAAGGAACCCCUAAUUUUCUUCUUCAUCAAUGGCUUCCUCUUCUAUCCUUCUUUGCCAUCAUUUCUUCAUGCCAAUCCGUCCACUUCUACGGCCAAGCCCUCUCCAAGAGCCUUCUCUACUUUGAGUCUCAACGCUCGGGACACUUACCCCACAACCAAAGGGUCACUUGGCGCCACCAUUCCGGCCUCGACGAUGGCCUUGAACAAGGGGUGGACUUGGUGGGAGGGUACUAUGAUGCCGGUGACAAUGUGAAAUUUGGUUUGCCAAUGGCAUUUACCAUAACAAUGCUCUCUUGGGGUGUUAUUGAAUAUGGAAAACAAAUUAAAGAUGCCGGCGAGUACACUCACGCGCUGGAAGCAAUCAAGUGGGGGACGGAUUACUUCAUCAAGGCUCAUACUCACCCCAACGUUUUAUGGGCCGAGGUUGGUGAUGGUGACACUGAUCACUACUGCUGGCAGCGGCCGGAGGACAUGACAACGUCACGGCAAGCCUACAAGGUGGACGAGAGCAGCCCCGGAUCGGACCUCGCCGGAGAAACUUCCGCGGCGAUGGCCGCGGCCUCCGUUGUGUUUAGGGAAACAAAUCCACAUUACUCCCAACUACUAUUACACCAUGCACAACAGUUGUUUGAGUUUGGUGACAAAUACAGAGGAAAAUAUGAUGAGAGUAUUGGAGUGGCCAAGGGAUAUUACACUUCAGUAAGUGGCUACAUGGAUGAGUUAUUAUGGGCAGCUUUGUGGCUAUACAAAGCCACAAGCAAAGAGCAAUAUUUGGAGUAUGUUUUGGAAAAUGCUUAUGCUUUUGGAGGGAUUACUUGGACCAUGGAAGAGUUUAGUUGGGAUGUCAAGUAUGUUGGUGUUCAAAUCAUUGCUUCAAUGUUGUUGAAGGAAGAAAGGCACAAUAUUAAGCACAAGCACGUGCUUGAAGAAUAUCGUUCAAAAGGUGAGCAUUACAUAUGUGCUUGCCUUAACAAAAACAAUGUGACCAACGUGCGACGCACCCCAGGGGGCUUACUGUACACCCGCCAAUGGAACAACAUGCAAUACGUCUCCAACGCAGCCUUUCUACUCACGGUCUACUCUGAUUACUUGGGAACCACCAAUCAGAUGCUUGAUUGCCCAAAAGGGAUGGUGGGCCCACAAGAAAUCUUCUCCUUUGCCAAAUCACAGAUUGAUUACAUCUUGGGUUCUAAUCCGAUGGCUGCGAGCUACUUAGUGGGCUAUGGCCUAAACUACCCUAAAAGGGUGCACCAUAGAGGAGCAUCUAUUGAAUCAUACAAGAAGAAUAAGGGAUUUAUUGGGUGCACGCAGGGGUAUGAUAAUUGGUAUACUCGCCAUGAUCCUAACCCCAAUGUGCUAGAUGGGGCCCUGGUCGGUGGGCCCGACAGUGAUGAUCAGUUUAGAGAUGAGAGGUGGAAUUACAUGCAGACCGAAGCAUGCACUUAUAAUACAGCUCCAUUAGUUGGAGUUUUUGCUAAACUGAGUAGAUUAGAAGUUGACCAUGUCUCUCUUAAUACACCUUUAAUCGCUUCAAGCUAG
Molecule: messenger RNA, 1572 nt
Organism: Morus notabilis
Lineage: Eukaryota; Viridiplantae; Streptophyta; Magnoliopsida; Rosales; Moraceae
Product: endoglucanase 11
Exons: 5
Coding region: 1-1572 (523 amino acids)
Biological process (GO): carbohydrate metabolic process
Molecular function (GO): hydrolase activity, hydrolyzing O-glycosyl compounds
Source: RefSeq, a predicted model, not a curated record